CCCGUUUUUCCAGACCAUGUGUCCAGGGACAACAUUAAUCCGGAUACCGUAGUGAUUAUAAUAAUAUUAUGUCUGUAAUCGAUUAAAAUGUUUGUAUUGCAUUGAUGAUAUUAUACAGUGAUUGUUCAGUCACAUCAACGCAUCACGGAUUCGACGCAAACAAUGGAAGUAUUAGAAACGCAUAGAAUCCCAUUUCCUUCUGGAUUGGACCGCAAUGAUGUGAAGGGCGGAUGGAUUGACGGCACUCAGUACGUAUGGUAUACGUACGGAGCCAACAUCGAUCUCUAUUCAACGGAAACUAGGUCUGUUGAGUCUUCCAGAUCGUUCAAUGAUGUUCAAACUGAUAAAUCGUUAAAGAUAACCUUUGUGAAAGAACUACAAUGCGAGAAAAUUAUUAAUUUAUUAUUGGUUGGAUGUUCGUUUAAAUCUUCUGGCAUAUUAUUUGUAUGUCAAUUACCAAAAUUAACCACAAUUUGUUGUAUUGCUUUACCAAAUCCAGUAUCAUAUAUUUCAACAAUACUAAAUAAAUCACUUCCUAACGAUCAACUCUGUAACGAAUUAAAAAUAAUGUCUACUAUAUUGUUAGUUGGUAUGGCAACAGGAGAAGUUUAUGCAAUUGAUUUAAAAGAACAUUACAUUAAAAACCAAUUGAACACAAAUAAAAUUGUUGCAAAUGAAUUAAAGCCUCGUCAAUUAUUCAUUUUAAAGAAUAAUGAUAACUUCCAAAAAGCUAAUCAAAUGACUAAUGGCGGUGAUUACCAUUUAGCAAUGUUUUUAAAUGAAACUUUCUACACGGAUUAUAAAAAACAAUACUAUGACAAAUUAGACUUCAGCGUAUCUAGUUUGUUAUAUAAUGAAAAAAUCAAUACUGUUAUCAUUGGAUAUUCUACGGGUCACUUACAACUAUGGGAUUGUAAAGUUAUGCAGUCAUAUAUGUUAAAAUGUUUUAAAUAUGAUAUACCAAUAACCCAUAUUACAUUUCUUGAACCAUCUGAUGAUCCAAACAAUCUUUGUUAUCUUUGGAUUAUUCAAUCAGAUAAUUCUAGACUUCCAAAUGCAACAAUGAUAGCUCUAACAUAUGAACAGAGAACUGUGAUGUCAAAUGGAUGCUUGUUAUAUAAAGAAUAUAAUGAAAAUGGUAUACAAUUAGAAAUGUCUCUAUGGAAAGAAGCUGGAAUUGGUCGAUGUAUAUCUGCAUUAACUUUAUGUAAUGACGCCUUGGUCAGAAACGGCACUAAUAUGAAUGAACAUUCUGAAAUUAAAUUAUUUGCUAUGUUAAUGGAAAUUCGUCAAAAUGUGGAUGCCAGUCCCGAAUCUUACAUUUUUUUGUUUGAUAUUAACCAGUGGUAUAAAGCCCAGAUGCCGUCAAAUAUAGAUCAUCUUAAAGUAUCAAAUUCUUUUGCUAGUUUUGUGAAAUUGCCUCAUAAUACUAGUUAUUUAGAUUUAAAUAUUUCUGACAAAACAUUACGCCCAUUCAGUUACAACUUUAUUCAUAAUGUUGAAGAACUCUAUCAUCCGUCUUCGAUAUAUUUUGAAUGUGAUUGUUUAUUAGAUAAUGAAAUAAUUAAAAUUAAACAUGCUGGUGUUCAACAAGAAACUUUGGAUGAAUUAUUUUUAAACAAAUGGAGGUUGUUAGAAAAUCCAAGUUCAAUAUUUAGCCAGUGUUUACAAACAAAUUUAAAACCAUUCUUUUGGGAUAAGACUGAUGAUUAUGUGAAUUACAGCUUGCUUGAUAAAGUACAUUUUUUAAUAGCUAUUAUAGUAGAAAAUGAGAUAAUGUCAGUUCUUGAUGCAUAUGCCGAAGAAUAUAAAAAUGGAAUCAAUGUUUCUUGUGAAACAAUAUCUUUAUUUAUGCAAUGUCUUUGGAAUCACUUUACGCUUGUCAACAAAUAUACUGAUCAAUUAUGUGUUUCUUUAUUUGACUACUCCGGUGAGCUGUUUUGCAAUAAUAAUGAAAUCAUGUUAUGCAAAUGUUUGACUCAAAUGUUGCGUGUAGUAUACUUUUACGAAAGUAUGCAUUCUGCAGACAGUAUUCAAAUAUUAAAUGUUGACUUGAUGAAUCGAGAGAAAAAAAUGAAGUGUGCCAUUCAAUAUUUUCACACUCUUAUUUAUUUUAUUAACUAUAAACUCUUACCAAAACUAAUGGAAGGAGAUUCUAUGUGUCAAAUUCUACAAUUUAAUUUCUCAUUUCUUAUACAAUAUUCCAACAAUCGUCGAAUGGAAUUUGGAGAUUUACCCCUUUACCUUAUUGAUGCUGUUAUCACCAAUGAACUUAAUGGAUAUCAAUUUAUCGAACAAUGGCAACAGGAAUUUAAUAAUGAAAGUAAAGGCUUAUAUCCGCCUUCCAAUAUCCAAGAUCUAUUAAAGAUUAAUUUGAACACUGAACUUUCGCACGUUGUCAAAAACUUCAUCAUAACUUACUUUUUGAUUGAUGCCUAUUAUUUGCAAACAAUGAAUGAAAUAAUGACAAAUGUUUUGAAUGACAUAUCUAAAAAAAAUGAUAGAUUAUACAAACUUUGUGGUGCCACCUGGUUUUUAGAUCAUGACAUGUUUGAAAAUGCCAUGCUCAUCUUUAUCAAUUAUAAUAAAUGGUUGAUUGAUGAUGAUUCUUGGAAUUGGUAUCAUUGGAAUGUUCUGAAACUACUAGUAUUUAAAGAACAGUAUUAUUGGGCACAAAAUUACUUAGAUCUCUUUGAAAUCAAAUUAGUUAAUCUUGAUGAUCAUAAAUUUUAUGUUAACUUGCAUAUAAUGAGUAAAAAUUGUUUUGAAGCUCUGGGUUAUAUGCAUUCAAGAGAAGAUGAGAAUGAAAAAAAUAUUUUAUUUGAAUAUAUUUUUGAACAAUGCAGAAAUACUAACCAAUUGCAAAAUAUAUUUAAUUAUCCUUUUGACGAAGACGAAAAGAUCUUAUUUUUUUCUUGUUUACAAAAAUUUGAUGACACUUCAUCAACUCAAUUUAAAUUUUUAAUUCAAGAGAAGAGUAAUCUUAUUAAUCCAGAUGUCAAAUAUAAUGAUGACGCUAUAGAGAAAUUAAGUAGACCAAAAAUCAUACUCGAUGAAAAUAUUGAUAAAAGUAAUUUAGUAGAACUAGAUAUUACACUCAAAAGUAAAGGCAAUUUAAAAGAACCAGAUGAUGGUAUAUUUGAUAAAGAAAGUGUUGAAAAUAACUCUGAAAAGCCAAGUGAAAACUCUUUAGAAAAUGAAGAUAUUAAUAUUAUUACAGACACAAACAAUGAAUGUAAUUUAAAUGAAGUCGACAUACUUUGUGACGAAUUUGUGGACAAUACUUUUGAUGAAUUCGCUGAAGAGAAUCGUUCAAAUGAUAAUAAUCAGGUAUACGAAGAAGAAAAUGAAAAUACAUUUGGUAAUAUAAUCAAUGGCAACAAUACUUCUCUUAUGGUUAAAGAAGAUCAUGUUACUAAAUUAUUAGAAAAUAAAGACAAAAAUUCAAGUGCGUCUAAUUAUUCUCAAGGCAUUGAAAAUCAUAAAGAUGAUUUAUUUAAUGAUCCAAAUGAAUUUAAUCCUAUUCCUGAAUAUAAUUUAAAUUAUGAUAAUAUGAUUGGAGAUAAUGAAAUUCAGCCAAUAUCAAUUUCUAUUAAUGAAUCGCUUUGGGAAAAUUUUAAUAUAGAAGCUCAAGCUAAAAAAAAUGGAACCCAAGAUUCGGCUGUAGAUAAUCACGAAGAAAUAGUUACUGAUGAGAUAUCAGAAAAAAAUGAAUCAUCUUGUGUUUAUAAAAAUGUGAAAGAUAAGAAAAAAUCCUUACAUUGUGUAAAAAUAAAAACGAGUGAACUAAUACAAGCUUUAACUAAUGAAGAAACCUAUUCUUCAUUCAAUAACAAUUCUAUGAAAUCUAAUACAUUUGGUAAUAUAAUCAAUGGCAACAAUACUUCUCUUAUGGUUAAAGAAGAUCAUGUUACUAAAUUAUUAGAAAAUAAAGACGAAAAUUCAAGUGCGUCUAAUUAUUUUCAAGGCAUUGAAAAUCAUAAAGAUGAUUUAUUUAAUGAUCCAAAUGAAUUUAAUCCUAUAUCUGAGUAUAAUUUAAAUUAUGAUAAUAUGAUUGGAGAUAAUGAAAUUCAGCCAAUAUCAAUUUCUAUUAAUGAAUCGCUUUGGGAAAAUUUUAAUAUAGAAGCUCAAGCUAAAAAAAAUGGAACCCAAGAUUCGGCUGUAGAUAAUCACGAAGAAAUAGUUACUGAUGAGAUAUCAGAAAAAAAUGAAUCAUCUUGUGUUUAUAAAAAUGUGAAAGAUAAGAAAAAAUCCUUACAUUGUGUAAAAAUAAAAACGAGUGAACUAAUACAAGCUUUAACUAAUGAAGAAACCUAUUCUUCAUUCAAUAACAAUUCUAUGAAAUCUAAUAAAGAUAAUGUUAAUUUGUAUGAUCAAGAAAUUGAAGAAUCUAAGGACAUUGCACUUGAUGAAGAUUUUGAUUCAAAAAUUUUAGAAUUUGAAAAAAGUAUAUGCGCCAUUGAAAAUAACAAAUUAAAAGAAAACUAUCCUUCUGCAUCAUCAUUUGUUCUGCCUAACAAAUCGAAAAUAAUUAAAGAAUUUCUUCAUAGUGACGACAAAAAAAAUGAGCCACCGAUUCCCUUUGUUGGCACCAGAAUGAUAACAAGAUUGAGAUCAAAACCAGUCAAAGUUGAAAGUAUUUCUUCAAAUACUCCUUCAUCCACUUCUAAAAUUAUUGAAGAUUGUUUUGACAAUAAAUCAAAAAAGAGAUCAAAAUGCAAGGAAAAAAAUUCGAAAAAAAAGUGUGUUAGUAAACCACAAAAAAGCUAUUCUCCUGCAUCAUCAGAGCAUAAUAAAUCGAUUAUUAGUAAAGAAUUUCUUCAUAGUGACGACAAAAAAAAUGAGCCACCGAUUCCCUUUGUUGGCACCAGAAUGAUAACAAGAUUGAGAUCAAAACAAGUCAAAGUUGAAAGUAUUUCUUCAAAUACUCCUUCAUCCACUUCUAAAAUUAUUGAAGAUUGUUUUGACAAUAAAUCAAAAAAGAGAUCAAAAUGCAAGGAAAAAAAUUCGAAAAAAAAGUGUGUUAGUAAACCACAAAAAAGCUAUUCUCCUGCAUCAUCAGAGCAUAACAAAUCGAUUAUUAGUAAAGAAUUUCCUCAUAUUGACGAUAAAAAUAAUAAGCUCAAGUAUCCAAUUGUACUUAUAGAAAGGUUUGAUGUUGAAGCAUACAAACAAAGUUUUCAAAAUAAAAAAAAAAAUUGGAGAAUAAUCCCCCCUAGUAAUGAAAAUAAUAAUGAUAACACAAUACUCAAGAUUCGAGUGGGUCGAUAUAAAAAUAUUAAUUAA
Molecule: messenger RNA, 5286 nt
Organism: Rhopalosiphum padi (bird cherry-oat aphid)
Lineage: Eukaryota; Metazoa; Arthropoda; Insecta; Hemiptera; Aphididae
Product: protein ELYS-like
Exons: 18
Coding region: 163-5286 (1707 amino acids)
Molecular function (GO): protein binding
Source: RefSeq, a predicted model, not a curated record